CACAAUGCUUUACUGCAGGCAGACGUGGAGGCAGCUCCCACGGCCGCUGGCAUCCCCGCUGCAGAGCCCUCCAUCGUCAGCCCUGGGCUCCAGCCCCUGCAUGGGGGUACAGGGAGGAGAGGCCCAGCAGCUGCAGGGCUGCCUUUAGGGGCUGUCUCCUGAGCUGGCUGGAGAAGAGGGUGGCACCUGGGGGGCCGGGGGUGCAUCCUGUGCCGUGGGGAGGGGGUGCUGCUCCCUGACCCCCCCGCAGCAGGGCUGCCAUGAGCUCGCAGGAUGAGCAGUUCCAAGAGGCAGCCCCUGGCCCGGCGGCUUCCUCCGCCCAGGAUGGCAUGACCUGGUGGUACAGGUGGCUCUGCAGGAUUGCUGGGGUCGUCGGGGGCAUGUCUUGUGCCUUCGCUGGUCUCUGGAACUGUGUCACCAUCAACCCCCUGAACAUCGCUGCUGGCGUGUGGAUGAUGCUCAACGCCUUCGUGCUGUUCCUGUGCGAAGCCCCGUUCUGCUGCCAGUUCAUCGAGUUCGCCAACGCCGCCGCCGCCAGGGCCGACCAGCUGCGCCCCUGGCAAAAAGCCGCCUUCUACUGCGGGAUGGCCGCCUUCCCCGUCAUGCUCAGCCUGACGCUGACCACGCUCUUCGGGAACGCCGUCGCCUUCGGCACCGGGGUGCUGUACGGGCUGUCGGCGCUGGGCAAGAAGGGAGAUGCCAUUUCCUAUGCCCGGAUCCACCAGCAGCAGAAGCAAAUGGAUGAAGAGAAGCUCACAGGGGCCAUGGAGGGACAGGCUCUCUGAAGCACAUGAGCUUGGGGUAACCUCUCCUGGACACUGAGAUGUUGGUGAAGAUACAGGAAUCCACUCUGCCCUUCCCUCUGCCCACUCCCCUCUCUGUUACACCAUGAUUUCCUUGGACUCUGCAGCAAGUGGAAAUCUCAGGGGCUGGGGUGGGCUGUGUCCUCUUCUCACACCAGCAGCCAGACCUCAGUGCAUUAGCCUCUCUCUCCUCCUCAACUCUCAACCAAAUUUCUCUCAGUCCCUCUAUUUUUUAAUUUAUUUCUUUUCU
Molecule: messenger RNA, 1053 nt
Organism: Apus apus (common swift)
Lineage: Eukaryota; Metazoa; Chordata; Aves; Apodiformes; Apodidae
Gene: CACFD1
Product: calcium channel flower domain containing 1
Exons: 5
Coding region: 261-785 (174 amino acids)
Biological process (GO): vesicle-mediated transport
Cellular component (GO): membrane
Source: RefSeq, a predicted model, not a curated record